Messenger RNA from Cladocopium goreaui, 894 nucleotides. Lineage: Eukaryota; Dinophyceae; Suessiales; Symbiodiniaceae. The record is from the annotation of a GenBank genome assembly.
AUGGCGAAUGGUCAUGGGUGGCGCAAUGGCUACAGGGGUUGGUUACAGACGAACAGAGACAUCUCCAAGGACACCAUCGCAAAGGCAGUAUGCUCUCAGCGUCCAAUCCAAGAGCCAGAGCUGACUUUGGAGAAAUUUCGAAAAUCGUAUCAGAAGUACAAAUGGCCCUUUUUUCCAUUCAAUGAGGCCACCACAGACCCAAUCCUGGAAGGCAUUUCCUCCUCGCAUUUGGCCUCCUCCGUGAUUCAGGAGGACACUAAGGAUGAUGAUUCAUCAGAUUCGAGUAGCAGUUCAUCCUCAACAGCUUCCAGCUCAGCUGCAGAAGAGCUCGACUUUGGGGAUGCAGAAGAGUUGAUCGUAGCGAGGCUGUGCCUUCAACGCGUGAUUCUCCAGGGAGUGCGGCUGCAUCUCCAUCGGGCAUUCAGCCUGACGGAUCGUGGGCAGAAUCUUUUGUUAGAUGCUGACUCUGGCCUCCGACCGCCCAACGUAUUGGAAGCGCAAGCAGCUGACAAGGCAUUGUGGCAGAUGAUUCAUGACCUGGUCCUGGAUCAACAAUUCACCCUGGACAAUGCCAUUCACGAGGAUCUGCAAAAGGACGUGGCAAAUCAAAAAGCAAAGGCAAACAAGGAGGCAAAAAGGGCGAAACACCUUCUCGCCCAACCUGGGUCACAGAAGCAACAGUGCAAGGCAAACGGCAACAGCUAUGUAUGCAGUUCCAAUCGGGCAAGUGUCAAAAAGGAGAUACCUGCCGUUUCAGCCAUUUGUGCGCCCAUCCAUUGGCGUCGGGACAAGCAUGCGGCCAACCUCAUAGUGCGUUUGACCAUCAGCAGCAACCACACUGACUCUUACAGGACGAUCAGUUGCGGGUCCCUGCGUUUUCUGAGACCCCAAUAG